Molecule: messenger RNA, 3143 nt
Organism: Nasonia vitripennis (jewel wasp)
Lineage: Eukaryota; Metazoa; Arthropoda; Insecta; Hymenoptera; Pteromalidae
Product: calcium release-activated calcium channel protein 1
Exons: 6
Coding region: 637-1572 (311 amino acids)
Biological process (GO): store-operated calcium entry
Cellular component (GO): membrane
Molecular function (GO): store-operated calcium channel activity
Source: RefSeq, a predicted model, not a curated record
CCCUUUCCGAGAUUUUGCAAUUUCUGCCUUGAACUUGGUACGCGUAAUAUAACGCCAAGACGAGUAGUCUAGUGCCAGAGUGUCGUCCAAUUUUCGCCCAACUGCCUACGCCAUUCCCUCUUCUGCGCGAGCGCGUUAUUAACUCCGCCGCUUUGUAGCAAUUAAAAACGCGAAACGCGCGACGAGCUCCUGUUAGUAAAACACGAUGACAGUCGUGAGAAAAAAAACUCGAGAGGCACAUGCUCUCGAAAAGCGCAAGUACGAAAGGAGCAUGCGCGCGGGCGCGAAUGAGACACAUAUAAUCGAAAAACUCGCGGCUCUCGGCGCUUCGUCUCGGCUCGGCUCGGCUUCGGCUCGACUCGGCAUUUCUCUCGCUCAUGUCCGUCGCGCGCUCGCGGCUGCCGCUUCUUCUGCUACACAUACUAGGUAGUGCCGCAGCCGCCGCGUCCGGAUCGAGUGGUCGCCAACUGUACAUCCCUCUCGCGCUGCAGAUACAACGCUCGCAUAUCUCUCGUCGUCGAGUGUGACAGUAUACGUAAAAGUGUGAUCGUGCAUCGUCGCUGCGAGAAUGGCCCGUAGACUGCCCACCUGAGCUCGCAAAAUGUGUCGCCGAAGUACACCAAAGCUCCUGCCCUAAUGUCUGUAUGGUCGACGAGCACUGGACGGAAUUCAGUGUUUGGCGCGGAGGCUGGGGCCGGCCAACCUCCCAACUUACACCCGCCACCCAUUCAUUCGCACUCACAUGCGCAUCAUCUGCACGGAUCUAACGGACACUGCUUCCACAAGCGGAUCCACACUUGCCAGAUCAAUGUGAUGUGGCACUUUAUUAUAUUCACACCACCUGCUGGUUUUUUUGCCCUCCGCGGGAUUCGCAACAAGCUCCUCCGUUGGCACCAUCGUUGUUCGUCCAAGAUGUCGCAGUCCGGCGAUGGGCUGCACACGCCGGGAUACCUCGCCUGGAGAAAGCUCCAGCUCAGCAGGGCGAAGCUCAAGGCGUCCAGCAAAACUUCGGCUCUGCUCUCCGGAUUCGCCAUGGUCGCCAUGGUCGAGGUCCAACUGAACUCGGACACGAAAGUUCCUAAGGAGAUGCUGGUGACCUUCGCGGUCUGCACGACGCUCCUGGUCGCGGUGCACAUGCUGGCCCUGAUGAUAUCGACCUGCAUCCUUCCGAACAUCGAGGCGGUCUGCAACCUGCACAGCAUCAGCCUGGUCCACGAGUCGCCCCACGAGCGUCUCCACUGGUACAUCGAGGUCGCCUGGGCCUUCUCGACCCUCUUGGGACUGCUCCUGUUCCUCGUGGAGAUCGCGAUCCUCUGCUGGGUCAAGUUCUACGAUUUCUCGCAGGUCGCGGCCUGGUCGGCCUGCAUCGUCCUCGUCCCGGUCCUCAUAAUCUUCCUGGCCUUCGCCAUUCACUUCUACCGCAGUCUCGUCACGCACAAGUACGAGGUCACGGUCUCGGGGAUCAGGGAGCUGGAACUGCUCAAGGAGCAGAUCGAGACCACCGACGUCGAGGGCAGGAACGGCAUGAGCCAACUGGCGCAUAACACCCUGCAGAUCGUCCAGGUCGUGUGAAGAAAAGCACGUGUCAUUUGAGUUUGUUCUGUUUUUCGUAUAUCAUAUGAUUACAUGUAUAAGUACGUGCCUCUGUGCGUUUACUCGUCACGUUAUAGACUGCUUUGUUCUUUGCUCCUGCAGCGUGUAUCUCGUUCUCAGUUUUCGUCUUACUUGCAGCGUAUGUAUGUACGUGUACGAUUUAAACGACCUGCGCUCAUCUCGAGCAGAGUCGGUAUAAUCGCGUUAUGUUUUCGUAUGUCUGAGACUCUCUUCCGCAGCCGGGUGUGUAUGCAAAUCCCUAGUGUAUAAGGAAAGAGAUAUCGGGCGUAUGCGUGUGUGCGAUUAUGUUUUAGCUCUGUUUUCGGGGCGACGAUACUUGAUUUCUUUUCCUCUUCUGCCUUUAUUCGAUUACCGUGUUCUCGCAUGAGUAGCAAACGCGAAAGAGUUUUAUUUGUAAAUAUAAUUACCGUUAAUUUACGAAACAUUCCUCGCCACGCAUAGUGACUUAAGUUGAUAAAAAAGGCGAUGCAGUACAUAUAUAACUAUGCGAAACUUACAAUGAAAAUGUGAAUUGCGAUAAGCGAAAAAACUAGUAUUAUGUAAAGCUUCUUCUAGGACGUGCACUCGCACGUAUUGUUGUAUACACUUGUUUACGCAGACACACAUAUGGACACACGCUGACACGUGCACACACGAAGACAAAGGAAAAAAAAAAUCAAUUUUGAAAGGCUAAGCGAGGUAUUUUCGGAAAAAGCAUCCCGGUUCUCGCUUUUGUGAUCAAAUAUGGCUCGAAUUUUUUGUGAGGCAAAUUAUUGUUGGAGCGUUUGUCGAGAAUCUUUUUGUGCGAUUCGAUGUUUUGAAAUUUUGGAAACGUCUCUUAUAUAAUAUUAUACACACUAUGAAAGUCUGAUGAUAUAUUGUUUCUUUUGUAUAAAAGAGUUUUUCGUAACGAAUCAAUUGUUCUCUGACGAACGCGCGAUUUUUAAGACACUUAUUAUAUUAUUACUUAUCAUAUACUUGUACAUAUGAUAACUGAAAUUGUUAUUAACGAAAUUCAAAGACCAACAAUUUUUCUGUAACUGUAUGUCGACUAAUGUAAUAUCGUAUAUGUCAACAACAAUGUAUUAAUCGAACUGCCUGCAUUCGUGAAUCUCAUCGUUAAUUGUUGAAACGUCGUAGGAAAAUCGUAUAAACAAAUUCGUUAACGAAAGCGCAUCCAUUAUAAUUUUAAUAUUUAAUUUUCAACUCUGUGACGAUUACGAUAUAUCUUUGUAAAUAUUAUAGUUAUAACCCGUAGGGCCGAAUUCCGGCGAUUUUACUCGCAGGUUGACUACUAACGUUAUUGUGUAUAGCCUGUCUAAGGGCAACCUGCGAGUAAAACACGCUUGUAACUUAUGUACGAGCUCCAGGGCAACGUGUAUCUCUGGGAGCGCCGUUGUUGCCACGCAAAUAUAUAUAAGUACUUGAACAAAGUAGACGAUAGUGAAAAUAUUUGAUUUAUAUACGUGCUUGUAUCUGCAUCGAUUCUGACUGCACGAUACGCAACGAUUUUCGUAAAUAAACAAUAUGCAAUUAUUAUUAACAAAAAA